This is a messenger RNA of Scophthalmus maximus (turbot), 3162 nucleotides long. RefSeq names its product heart and neural crest derivatives expressed 2 (gene hand2). The transcript is spliced from 2 exons. The record is from RefSeq and is a predicted model, not a curated record. Gene Ontology annotation, biological process: regulation of transcription by RNA polymerase II; heart development. Gene Ontology annotation, molecular function: protein dimerization activity; DNA-binding transcription factor activity, RNA polymerase II-specific; RNA polymerase II transcription regulatory region sequence-specific DNA binding. NCBI's taxonomy places the organism in Eukaryota, Metazoa, Chordata, Actinopteri, Pleuronectiformes, Scophthalmidae. Bases 1278 to 2036 code for a protein of 252 amino acids.
UUCUCUAAUUCGCGUAAAGCCAGCCAGGAGCGGCCCACCGUAGACCGAACACGCAACCGGUAAGUGAGGGGGCCGGGACCGCGGCGCGGCGCGGGACGGAGCCGGAGCCGGACCGGCGGAGGAUCACUUGAGUUCCUCUCACGUUUUCAUAGUUUUCACGUGGAGCUUCUGGCCCAGUGUCUGUCGGAGCUCACGGAGACAAGUCCCGUUUCUUCUGAUGGACAUUAGCACCACCAGGCAUUUCCAAAUAUUGUCUGCAUUCAGAAGUCCUUUAAAUGAUAUCUAGAGAAACCUUGGAAAGAGGAGCAGGUGGAGUGCAUGGACAUAAACACAACAUUUGUUUUAAUUGUGAAAUUAUAAUCAAACGUAGAUGUUCCUAAUCAAAACUGGAAAUCAACUAUUCACAAUACUGUUUUGAUGAAUACAUGAAGAAGAAAAAAAUACUAAGUGAAAUUUGAUGAUACAUUUUGGGCCUCGUGCAUUUCUUUAGCUCUCAGUCCCAGAAAGAAGACCGGGGUCAUCUGACUUUAUUCUCGACCUUUGUUUGCUGUGGUGCAUAUAGGUGGUCCGUGUGUGUGUGUGUGUGUGUGUGAAGGGGGGGGGGGUCUACUUAGCAGGCCCACUGACAUUUGACAUUGACAUUUAAAGACCAUGCAGCAAACAAAACCCCGCAGACGCUGCCGCAGAUAGACGGGGUGGGGUCCGCCAUUGGUUGAUAAAAGCUGCGAAUCCGUUUUCCCCUCCCCGGUAGUGAAGAUGACGUAGUGACUCAGACGCGCUCGCUCCCUCUCUCGCGCAGACGGAGCUAUCUGGCUUCGCGGCUUCGGAAUCGACUCGCCAGUUGUGACCCUGUGCCUUUCCCGGAGAGGUCCUGCCUUGCCAAACGGCUCCGAGGCUGCCAGCUGCCGACGGACGCGCAGGAGGCGAAGACGACGCACGGUGACUUUCUGCGAGAGAGGAGAGCUGCGGUGCGGGGAGAGGAUCGAGGAUCCAUGCCAUAGAGGAGGAGGAGGAGGAGGAGGAGGAGGAAUAGCUCGGACACAAGUCAGCGGCCUACAAGGCCAACGUUCAACGGCUCGAGUGCAGCCUGCUGCUGCGGACCGAACAGUCGCUUCUGGUCGGAGCCGGAGCGCGCUCAACAUGCAACCAUCCGCCCUGGACAACCGUUAACCGGCGAGGGCGAGCCUCCAACAUCCGAGAGAGAACCCCCCCCCCCCCCCCCCGUGUGUGUGUGUGUGUGUGUGUGUGUGCGUGUGCGUGCCUGCGCGCGCGCCACCAUGAGUCUCGUCUCGGGCUUCCCUCACCACCCGGUCAUGCACCACCACGACAGCCACCACUACUCCUUGCAUGCGUCGACCGCCGGUCGGUGUCACGAGGACACCGGGGCUCCCCCGUACUUCACCAGCUGGCUGAUAAGCCACGCGGACAUGUCGCCCACCGAGUACAGCCUGGCGCCCGGCUACAGCCCGGAGUACCACGGCAACGGCGGCGGGUCCAGCGGCGCACUGGACCCGCACCAUCACCACCACUACGGACACGGUGGCCUGGUUCCAGGGGCCGGCGCCAUCUCGGUGAACGGAGCUACGGUGGGCAUGCAUCACCACGACCACGCGCACCCGCGCACCGUGAAGCGGAGACCCACGGCCAACCGCAAAGAGCGGCGGCGGACGCAGAGCAUCAACUCGGCCUUCGCGGAGCUGAGGGAGUGUAUCCCCAACGUCCCGGCCGACACCAAGCUGUCCAAGAUCAAGACCCUGCGGCUGGCCACCAGCUACAUCUCCUACCUGAUGGACAUCCUGGACAAGGACGGACAGCACGGGGACACGCAGGCGUUCAAGGCCGAUCUGAAGAAGACGGAGGCGCGCGAGGAGCGCACGAAGAGAGAGGCGGUGGACGUCCCCAAGACAACCUCGUCAUCGUCUUCAUCGUCGUCGUCAACGUCCACGUCGUUGUCAUCUUCGUCGGCGGGCGAUAAGAAGAGCAAGGGGCGGACAGGGUGGCCUCAACAUGUCUGGGCCCUGGAACUCAAACAGUAGCCCCCCCGCAGGGCCCCGCAGCCGUCGACCCGCUCGUCUCCAUCCCGCGGUGGACGCCUCAUUCCGUCGUGGUGGAGCUCACAGACUGGCGGUCGACCGUUGGUUGCAGCUUAUUGAAAAACAAACACCCCCCCCCCCCCCCCCCGACCCCCCUGAUUCUGACCUCGAAUAAGAAAAAGAAAAACCCACGAGUCAUAUAUUCCUCGUUGUCUUUUCUUUUUUUUCCCAAUCAAUCAUUUGAUAGAAAAAAACAAUAUUUUUAAAUAUAUGGCUUCACCCAAUGAGGGGGAAAAAAAGACAAUCAUUACUCUUGAGUGAUUCGGUAUGUUUGAUGUCGGUGAACGACUUAUUUAAAAUACGACAGAUGUCUUGGGCCUGACCUCAAACGUUCGUCCGAGACGAAGCAGCGGGGUCGCUGGGGUCAAACUAUACUAACUAUACAUUAUGUGUAUAUUUUGACCCCCCCCCCCCCCACACACACACACACACGGGGCGUCGACGUGCUUUGAUGUACUUUAUGGAAUAUAUUUAUGUGCAAUGUGACCCCUGAUCCAACCAGAGGUGUACAGUAUUACGUGAAGCUCUCAUCCUGUCUCUCCUUCCUCCCUCACCAAUUUGAAUUGUAAAUGUGGUGACGUCACACUGCGGUGGCCGUCUGCUUCGUGUGGGAUGUAAACAGUGUCAUGAAUUGAAUAAACCACUGCCUGGUUUUUGGUAAUGGGCGCAAACUGGGCUGAUUUCUUACUUUUCAGUUGGUCGGACACUAAAUGAUUCUUGCAGAUGUAACCGCGGCACCAAACACAUCAGCCUCAAAGUGUUGUCUGGUAUGGCUCCCGAAUUCAAAGAUGGAAAAGAAUGCUUUCCCUUCAUAACAAAACAAAAGUGAACUGUUCAAAGCCCCGCACAUUUUGAAUUUUUUUUUUUUUAUCAUUUAAAAGGGUGUACAUAUAUAUUUUAAGUUGUACAAUAGGAUCAAAUCUUUUAUAAAAACACAGAUAUAAUUUAUUUUUGUGUAAUAUAAACCAUUCUAUUAUUCUUUUUUUCCGUUGUCUCCUCCUGAUUUUCCCACACGUCCAAUUCUAUUGACAAAUACAAAUAAAAAGCUCAACUUAAUGACUUGAAAAUA